Molecule: messenger RNA, 300 nt
Organism: Lathyrus sativus (Indian pea)
Lineage: Eukaryota; Viridiplantae; Streptophyta; Magnoliopsida; Fabales; Fabaceae
Source: the annotation of a GenBank genome assembly
AUGGAAGAAUUCUUAGAUUUCAUUGAGAAGUUGGAUCUCGAGGAACUGCUUGUUAUAGGGAGCAAGUUUACCUGGAGAAAAUCAGAUGGUAGUGUUUGUAGCAGGUUGGAUCGUAUUCUCAUUUCUUCAGGGUUAGUGAAUUCUUGGAACAUCAUUGGUGUCGAAAUAGGUCAUCGCGACAUUUCAGACCACUGCCUUGUAUGGUUGAAAUGUGAUUUCAUAGACUGGGGGCCUAAACCGUUUAGGUUCAUUCCUGGUUGGUUCGAGCAUAAAGAAUUCAAGUCGUUUAUUGAGAAAUAA